ACAUCAUUAUGUUUUUUCGUGAACUCACUCUCUCAGCUUUAAGGUCAGUUCCCAUGGCUUUUGUCUCUCCUUUUCUCCAUAUUUUCCAUUUUUUUCUCUCUUUCCCAUAGCUUUUUUCUAGAUCAGAAUCUACCCACUUUAAAAGUAGAUUAUUUUCUGGAUUUGGGAUUAUUUUCUAUUGGUCUCUAGAGUUUUGAAAGUAGGAAUUGUUUGGCUACAAUCCACUGAAUUUUUUAAGGUUUUGAAAAAGGUUGAGGCUUAUAUAAAGAAAUCCCAAUUUUCUGAAUCAGAAAUUUGUUAAGAAAAAUGGAGAACAAUCUUGGAUUUGUCAAAGGGGAUGAUCAAUUGGAUUUGCCUGCUGGGUUUCGAUUUCAUCCCACAGACGAAGAAUUAAUUACUCAUUAUUUGUCGAAGAAAGUUGCUGAUAGCAAUUUCUCUGCUAUAGCUAUUGGAGAGGUGGAUAUGAACAAAAUUGAGCCAUGGGAAUUGCCAUGGAAAGCGAAAAUCGGAGAAAAAGAGUGGUACUUUUUCUGUAUGAGGGAUAAGAAAUAUCCCUCUGGUCUGAGGACAAACCGGGCCACUUCUGCAGGAUACUGGAAGGCCACAGGAAAGGAUAGAGAAAUUUUCCGAGGAAAAACUCUAGUUGGAAUGAAGAAAACUUUGGUUUUUUACGAAGGGAGAGCCCCGAAAGGCCAAAAAUCCAACUGGGUUGCCCAUGAAUACAGAUUGGAAGGAAAAAUCUCUGUUCUUAACCAGCCAAAAUCAGUCAAGAAUGAUUGGGUUAUUUGCAGGGUAUUUCACAAGACGACUGGCGGGAAAAAAGUGCACAUAUCUGGGCUAAUGAGAAUGAAUUCUGUCCCUUCAACAUUGCCACCACUAAUGGAUUAUUCGCCGUACAAUUGUACAACGAAUCCCGAUGUUUCAAAAUCGAGUCACGUGCACUGCUUCUCCAAUCCGAUCCAAGAAGAGCUAGUCACUUGUUUCAGCGACUCCACUUUCACUUCGACUCCAACUCCUCUCGAUACUUUUCCUCAUACUUCAGUUCCCAACUCCUUUUCGUGGAAACAAUUUUCUCCGAUCCCGGGAGGAGUUCAGUUCCAGGACUCAUUCCCAUUGCAAGAUUCCUCGUUUCUUCGAACAUAUCUCGGACAUUAUGGUCCAAACAUGAAUCAAAACUGCUGAUAUGAACACUGAAAACUCCUCUAUUGUGUCAAAUCAUGAAGAAAAAGUCUCCAUCAACUUGAGUUAGAGAAAUUUCAUGAAAUUAAGGAAAAAAAAUUGAGAAUAAUUAGAGCUUAUGUACUGUUAACUGUAAAAAUGAAUGUGUGUAUAGAAUCAUAAGUAUUUUACUUCUAUAAGUGAACUGAAGAUUAUUAUGUAAUAAAGUGAACUUAAUUUUUGUUA
Molecule: messenger RNA, 1404 nt
Organism: Olea europaea var. sylvestris
Lineage: Eukaryota; Viridiplantae; Streptophyta; Magnoliopsida; Lamiales; Oleaceae
Product: NAC domain-containing protein 79-like
Exons: 3
Coding region: 307-1182 (291 amino acids)
Biological process (GO): regulation of DNA-templated transcription
Molecular function (GO): DNA binding
Source: RefSeq, a predicted model, not a curated record